Prorocentrum cordatum is the source of this 537-nucleotide messenger RNA. NCBI's taxonomy places the organism in Eukaryota, Dinophyceae, Prorocentrales, Prorocentraceae. The record is from the annotation of a GenBank genome assembly.
AUGCCAGUGAGGACUCUGCUCGUUGUGCCAGGCAUGGACCGCCUGUAUCGCAGCCCAGAUUGCCACGUGCUCAUCGGCACACCCGGCAAGCUUCUAGACAUAUGCAAAAGGACCCUCGACGCACGCACUGUUAGCAUCUUCGUGCUAGACGAAGCAGAUAUGAUGCUUGACUCAUCCAACGCAAUGGGUCCGCAGGUGCUGCAGAUCCGGAAGUUGUUGCCAGAGAAGUUGCAGGUUUUAUUUUUCAGCGCAACUUAUCCAGACGAUGUGCGACAAUUUGCGGAGAGCUUGGUGCCUCGCGCAAUGUCGAUCAGAGUCCGGAAGACGGAGCUGACUGUUUCCAGCGUCAAUCAGUUUUAUACAGUUGCCUGUGGCAAGUCCAGCCAUCGUGCAAGCCAGCACUCAGGGUGGCGACUGUUCGACGAGCGCCAGGAAGCCGUACUGUGUGAAUCCUUGUGCCCCGAGGUAGGGGACAUUCGCAACGUCAUCCGUUGUGUGGAAGCGUUUGGAGCAACGCCCAAUUGCCGCCACACGUGA